UAUUCUUUCUUUCUUUCUUUCUACCACAUUUCAUCCUUUUUUUUUUUUCAGCUUUCUCUCAGUGCUUUCUUUCACCCAACAAGAAGAAAUGGCCGAUUCAAUCCUGUAUGGCGUUGCACAGAAGAUCAUUGAAAGCUUGGGCUCCUCCACACUCCAGCGUGUUGGAUCUAUCUGGGGUGUCAAAGAUGAGCUUGAAAAAAUAAAGAACACUGUUCUCACUAUUCAAGUUGUUCUUCAGGAUGCAGAGGAGCAGCAGAUCCAGAACCACCAAGUCAAGCACUGGCUCAUGAAGCUCAGAGAAGUAGUUUUUGAUGCGGAUGACUUGCUGAGCGAGUUCUCCACUCAUGUGUUGCGGCAAAAUGUGAUGCAGGGUAGUAAAAUGACAAAGAAGGUACGCGAUUUCUUUUCUAGCUCAAAUCAAUUUGCUUUUCGUUUUAAGAUGGCUCGCAAAAUAAAGGCUGUGAGGGAGAGGCUUAAUGAUAUAGCAGAGGAUAGGAUCAAUUUCCAGUUGGUAGAGCGUCCUUCAGAGACAGCAGUUGAGACUAGGGAGAGGGAGACUCACUCAUUUGUACGUGAAGAAGACGUCAUCGGGAGGGAGGAGGAUAAGAAGGCAAUCAUAGGUCAAUUGUUGGACUUUGAUGUGGAGGAGAACGUUUCGUUCAUAUCCAUAGUAGGAAUUGGGGGGCUAGGGAAGACCACACUUGUUCAAUAUAUAUACAAUGAUGAGAAGGUCAAGGCUUAUUUUGAGUUGCAGAUGUGGGUGUGUGUCUCUGAUGACUUUGAUGUGAAAACAAUUGCUGAAAAGAUACUUGCAUCUGCAGUCGGUACAAGGCCUAACAACCUUGAAAUGGAUCAAUUGCAAAUUGAACUUCGCAAAAGUCUCAACCAAAAGAAGUACUUACUUGUGUUGGAUGAUGUGUGGAAUGAGAACAAAGAUAUAUGGUGUAAUUUGAAAACACUUUUGUUGGAUGGCUCAAAGGGAAGUAAGGUGGUGAUAACUACACGGAGCAAUUUGGUUGCAGAUAUUACCGGCACAAUGCAGUAUUUUCUAAAAGGUUUGUCAAAGGAUCAAUCUUGGUCUUUAUUGAAACAAAUGGCAUUUGAAAAAAAGCAAGAUACUAUCAAUCCUAACUUUGAAGCAAUUGGAAGAGACAUUGUAAAAAAAUGUUGUGGUGUGCCUCUUGCUAUAAAGGCAAUAGGAAGAGUAUUAUACUUUAAAAAAACUAGAGAUGAAUGGUCAUAUAUUAAGAAUAAUGAACUCAUGAAUGUAACUCAAAUAAAAGACGGUUUUUUGCCUGUUCUAAAAUUGAGUUAUGAUCAUCUCCCAUCACAUUUAAAGUGUUGUUUUACUUAUUGUUCACUGUUUCCCAAAGAUUAUUUGUUUAGGAGUGGGACAUUGAUACUAUUAUGGAUAGCACAAGGAUUUAUCCAGUCACCAGAGGGGAACCAACAAUUAGAGGACAUUGCCAAUGAGUAUGUCAUGGAACUACAUUGGAGGUCCUUCUUCCAAGUAGAACAUAAAGGUGGCUCCAUGUAUGAGAAUACAUUGUUUAAGAUGCAUGAUUUAGUCCACGAUCUUGCAUUAUCUAUCUCAAGGAUUGAGUGUACAUUAGUUGAUUCUAAUACAAAACAUGUCAACGAAAAAGUUCGUCAUGUAUCAUUCCCAUUUGAGAAUAAUUCAUUCUUUGAAGAGAAUUUAAACUCAUUGGUUAAAGCAAAAAAGAUGCGAACAUUCUUAUUGAGAUCCGAUAUAUUGUAUGAUCCAGUGGAAGAAUCAGCUCUCAAAAAACUUAUUUCUGCUUUUAGAUAUAUCCGUGCAUUAGAUCUACACGGCUUAAAAAUUAAGACGUUGCCAAAUAUCAUAGGUAAGUUGAUGCAUAUAAGGUACCUUGACCUUUCCAAUAAUGAUAUUGAGGUUCUCCCUAGUUCUAUUACGAGAUUGGUGAAUUUGCACACAUUGAAACUCACAUGUUGUUCUAAACUUAGGGAGUUACCAACAGACAUUCAAAAAUUGGUCAGCCUCAAGCAUCUUGAUAUAUAUUCAUGUUCCAAUUUGACUCGUAUGCCAUAUGGACUUGGGCAGUUGACUUCUCUUCAAACAUUAUCCUUAUUUGUUGUUAGUAAGGACCCCAAAGGUUCCUCCAAGCACUACGGUGGACUAGCAGAAUUGAACAAGCUAAAUGAUUUGAGAGGAAAAAUAGAGAUUAAAAAUUUGGAAUUGGUGAAAGAUGCUAUCUCAGAAGCAAAGGCCGCAAACUUGAAGGAGAAGCAGCAUCUCAGUAGCUUGUCAUUAAGAUGGAAUUCUAGGCCUGAUGAUGUUAUCAACGCUGGUGAUGAUGAAAAUUUGUUAGAUGGCCUACAACCACCCCAAUAUUUAAAAUAUUUGCUUGUAGAAUGGUACGGGGGUGUGAGAUUUUCAACUUGGCUUUCUUCGCUAACAAAGCUUACUGAAAUAUAUAUACUCGAUUGCAAUAAAUGCCAACAUUUGCCACCAUUGUAUCAAUUGCCAUCUCUUCGAAGGAUAUCUCUUGUGACAAUGCAUAGUCUAGAGUACAUAUCAGACUUGGAUAUCACCAAUGAAGUCUCUGCUUCAUCAUUGACAACAUUUUUCCCAUCCCUAGAGUCACUUGCGCUAUACCACUGUCCUAAUCUAAAGGGAUGGUGGAAGAGGGAUAUUGUUGAUAACGGCGAUGCAACAAUAAUGACAUCCACAUCAUCAUGGAGUCAUCAAUAUCACCAACACAUGUCACUGCCUUCCUUUCCCCGUCUUUCUUACUUGGCUAUAUUUUGUUGUAGUAAGUUGACUUCUAUGCCACUGUUUCCAUAUCUCGAAGAACAUCUUGAUUUGGCAAGUGUUAGCUGGAAGGCAUUGCAACAAACAAUGACAAUGAAUACGGCAGGAGCUUCUUCACUUCCCUCCUCCAUCCCUCCUCUCUCCAAAUUAAGGAAAUUGGAUUUGUGGGAGAUGCUAGACAGAAAGUCUCUGCCAGAAGAGUGGCUUCAAAACCUAACUUCUCUCGAGGAAUUAAAAAUUAGGGAGUGCUCUACAUCUCUGUCUCAAAUUCUGAGACAUCUCACCUCUCUUAAGGAGCUGACCAUUUUCGACUGCGAGGAAGUUGAUCUAUUUAGUGAUGUGGAUGAUGAUGGUACAAAAUUUCAACAUGUUAAGUGCCUUCAGUCUUUGACUUUUGCAAAAAUUUCUAAACUCGAGUCUCUUCCUGCAUGUCUUCAAUCCGUUACUAGUCUCCGAAAACUCUUGAUUGUCAAAUGUCCCAGCUUGAUGACUUUACCGGAAUGGAUUGGCAACCUCACAUCACUUCAAAACCUCGAAAUUAAAGAUUGCCCUAAUUUGACAUCCCUUCCCGAAGGAAUGCGCCGCCUCACCUCGUUACAGUCCCUGAGGAUCUAUAAGUGUCCCCACUUAGAUCAAAGAUGCCAGAAGGAAAUUGGAGAGGAUUGGACAAAGAUUGCCGACGUCCCAAAAUAUUCCAAUAGAGAGUAUGAUUAAUGAUAAAGUCGAAAUUCAGACUUGGCAAACGAGCUGUUGCUACGGGACUCGCUGAUAUUGGAGUAACAUUGUAUUGGCAAGCCUAAAAUUUCUCAUGUCCCAAAAUAUUCCAACAAAUUUCGGGUUUAACUAUUGAUAUACUUCCACUAGAAUUUCAGAAGCAAACUACAAAGAUGAGUCAAGGGGUUGCCCAAAAUUGCUCACGUUUGGAGCAGAUGCAUCUGAUCAAACAUCAAUUCUUUUCUGUAUAAGUUUAAUAAUUGAUCUCAAAUCUUUAUACAAACAUCAAUUCCAUUGUUUGUCCACUGGCUCUUUCUUCUCCUCCAAUGAGAAGAAAUGUUUGAGUAGACCUGAAGAAGCAAUUAAAGUCUAGAAAAAGCUUGGACCUUAUAAUUAUUUCUUGUUGAACGCUUUUGGCCUCUGCAAUUUUCAAAAUCACAUAAAGCCAUAAAGAGAUUGACAUCUGCGAUGCUAGCCGCAUAGUUCCCACAUUCCAAGUGCUGUGCUGAAGAUGAAACUUGAUCUUGAUCCAAGCAAAGGUGGAACUUGGAAGGCCUGAGUUCUAUUUCGAAUAUGGAGAAUAUCCUGAACAGGCAUGAAAUAGAAAGGCUGAGCAAUAUCUGGCUGACUUUAGUAUUCCAUACACAAUUAUAAGCUUUAUUUUUAGGAGGGUGAUACUUGGGAUGUUCAAACACUACUUUCUGGAGCAUCAGUCUUUUGUUCAUAUCAGAAUAUUGCUAAGAAAUAUUUUGAAGCACAAAGCAAACUUUGAAAGGGUGCCAGCAGUAAACUAGGGAUGAUUAGUAAAAUUUGCUCACCUGAAGUUUGGAGGGAAGGAACCUGUCCAUCAGAAACAGUUUGAAGCACAAAGCAAACAUUUGAAAGGGUGCCAGUAGGAAACAAGGAACAGCUACUAAAAAUUGCUCACACCCUGGGGGUUGGUGGGGAUGAACAUGUCCAUCAAGAAACUUUAGCUUUACAAGAUAACUUGCACUGAAAUAUGCUGGAGCUGUUGUUAUGGAUUUUGUGUUCAAAAAAAUAUCUAAAGAAAUAUAACAUCACCUGUGAACAUUAUGAAGCUGCAUAAACAUGGGUGGAUGCUAUAAAUGGCUGGGACUUCCUUGCUAUGAGUUCAAGUGCAAGAUGAGCACAUUAUGUUACGAACAUAGAGAGAUUGCGUGGAGGUUUGAGAUGAGAGUGAAUUCCAUGUGCUGUGGUUCCAAGAGCCUUCUCAAAUGGGUUUUGCAAUAUCAUUCAGUUUUGCUUGAAGAUAAUUUGAUGAUUUUAUUGGUUUAAAAAAUGCUAUGGAAGAAGAGGGUCAUGAUGCUGAUGAGGCAAGCUUGCAGUACAGGUAUCUUGAAUUAUAUACUUGAAAGUUGAAACCAGUCGCGUUGAUGUUAACAAGGCUUGUGGUUUGGAUGGACCAUGACACUUCAUUGUGUUGCAGCUGGGGGAUUUGCUAUUUCAGCUGAGAUUAUUAAGCUCUUGUUUGGUGCUUCUACAUUUUAUUUUGUUUUGUUGCAUACUGUUGACUAUGUAUUCCAUGGUCAUGUUAUUCUUGUUGUUUCUCGCAUUAGAGUAAUCAUAUGAAAGGAAUAGAACAUGUAUAUAUCUGGAGUGGAUGUUGUUUUCAUUAAUAAGCAUUUUGGGUAUGAAUCGAAA
Quercus robur (English oak) is the source of this 5170-nucleotide messenger RNA. RefSeq names its product disease resistance protein RGA2-like. Gene Ontology annotation, biological process: defense response to other organism. The transcript has 9 exons. Gene Ontology annotation, molecular function: protein binding; ADP binding. NCBI's taxonomy places the organism in Eukaryota, Viridiplantae, Streptophyta, Magnoliopsida, Fagales, Fagaceae. Bases 89 to 3508 code for a protein of 1139 amino acids. The record is from RefSeq and is a predicted model, not a curated record.